UGUCAAAGUUACAUUAUUUCUAACCUAUAUCAUUUUUACACAGAAUUUAUAAAAAUGUUUAGAAAUCUUCUAAAUAAACUAAGACCAAGUAUUUCGUGUGGUAUCCACACAACUGCCAGUCUAAAUGAAGUCCAACUCUUGACCCGACUUCGCGUGGUGGAUAACUCGGAAAUCGGCAAACGGGCUAUGGCCGAGGGAAAACCACCAAAAGUUAUCUGUGUUUACAACAAGAAACGAAUUGGUUGUAUUGGUGAUAGAGUGAUGGUUGCCAUCAAAGGACAAAAGAAGAAAGGCAUUCUUGUAGGACUGAAACAAACUCAAAAAGUGAAGGUUCCAAAAUUCGACAGCAACAAUAUUGUUCUCAUAGAUGACAGCGGCACUCCACUCGGCACAAGGAUUCAUGUUCCAAUACCAACUAUACUACGCACAAUACUUAAAGAGAAAACACACUCUAAAGGGGCAGAUUACACCAAAUUGUUGAGCAUAGCAACCAGAUUUGUUUAAUUGUAAUUUAUAACUUUUAGCUAAUAGGUACCUAGUUUUGUUUAGUAAAUAAUUUUAUUUAAAA
Messenger RNA from Aricia agestis (brown argus), 568 nucleotides. RefSeq names its product 39S ribosomal protein L14, mitochondrial (gene mRpL14). The record is from RefSeq and is a predicted model, not a curated record. Gene Ontology annotation, biological process: translation. NCBI's taxonomy places the organism in Eukaryota, Metazoa, Arthropoda, Insecta, Lepidoptera, Lycaenidae. Gene Ontology annotation, molecular function: structural constituent of ribosome. The transcript has 2 exons. Gene Ontology annotation, cellular component: mitochondrion; ribosome. The coding region runs from base 55 to 504 and encodes 149 amino acids.